AGAGAGACACAGCGAUAGAGUGGGAACAGCAUCACAUGGCACGGCUCGGUCUCCAGAGCAAAUGAAAGGAACAGCUUGAAGGAGCUAAUGGAAUAUCUCUGCAACAGAUUCAUGGGAAAGUGCUGAACUAAAAUCAAAGAUGGAAAACACAACCUUGGUUUGUUCUGCCCAAGGCGGCUGGUGCGGCCCGAACGUUUCCACCUUUUCAUCCAAGUGGGAUGAUAACGUGAACUCCUUUCUGAUGGCACCUGAUGUGAUCAAACCCCCUCCACAGUUCCAGGAUCCAGAGGAGCCAAGCCAGGCAUCACCCACUAACUCCGCUGCCGUGAUAAGACGAGAUAAAGAUUGCGUGAGUUCCAUGAGGAAUGAGCGUAGGAGUAGACCAACCAGUAACAUAGAGCUCCACAGACGCUCCUUGUCACUUUCCACCACUGUCAAUACCAACCCAGGUGUGGCCCGGCGCCGGUGCGAAAGCUAUGCACUUUCAUAUCCCAGCAGCAGCUCAGAGGACAGCGGCAGCGACAGCACCUCUGUCAGGAGGGGAGAUCGACUCCCGGAUGCAGUGCCGCGAUCUAGGUCCCGAAGCAUUGUCCUCAAGAAGGCCAAAAGGAAACCGGCUCCACCUGUGCGAACAGUAUCAUUGCAAAGGCUCGCGGCGGAGAAGAAUUCAGAACACAAAUUACAGGGGCUUCAUCUGAAAAAAGACGCCCAAAGCAUAAUGAUACUGCCAGAUCUCAUUCCAACCUCAAAGCAAGAAGUUGCUAAGUGCAAGAAACCAACUCCCACAGCUGAAGCACCUGGCUUAGUGGCACUGAAGACAUCUGUCUCUUCUCACCGAGCACUAAAUGAGCUUCGAUCCAGUGAACCAUGCAAGUCGGGCUUGGGCCCCUCUGGAGAAACUCCGAUAAACGAAGGUAAUUCUGAAAUAAACACAUCCCCAUCUUCUUCCCACUCCUCGCCCUCCCAGCCUUCCAUCUCUUCUCCUUCCAAAUGCUUCGGGUCGAACUCUCCAUCGAGUGGCUAUGCAAGCCAAUGCGAAACACCCACUCAAUCAGUCCUGUCCUCAGUUACCGCGGGACCUUCUCAACUGGGCUGCAGAAUGCGCCAUAAGCCUUCCAGUGUUAUUCCUGGCCAAAGGGCAAGAAACUGCAAUGCAAGGCUAUCUCUUCAGCUUCCUGAACUUCAGCAGCACACUCCUGAUCCAGAACCGGUUCAGCCAACAGCAAACCGCCGCUACUCGGACAGCACCGAAGCCACCAGACCCAAGCAAAGGAUGAGUAACAGUUUGUUGAUCAUGCCCGUGAUUACUCAGGAGGACCUGAACAACGUGCAUUUGCGCUCGGUCAGCAGCUCCGAUCUUGAGAAUGCACAGGAAACUACAACGGACGUUAUCGAGGAGGAGACUGAAAGGGGUGGAAGCUCUUUAAGCCCCACAAACAACCAAAAAGCCAAACCUCCAGUGGCUCCCAAGCCCCAGAGAAGUAAAUGGCCACCCAAUGCCAUGGUACAGCCACGUUUUGGAACGGCUUCUGAUCCAGAACCGCCAACGGUCACAGCCAGUGAGAGACCAGAAGACAUUUACGCAAUGAUUAGCAAAGCAAAACCCACAGUGACUGUACCAUCACAAAGUACUGAACGAGCACAUCAUCAGAGGCAGCGGAAGGACUGCUACUUUUUGGAAGGACAUUCUCCACAGCCGAUGAGAGAGUCCCAUCUGCCACAACCCCCAUGCACUUUUGAACCACAGAAUCCAAAUGUGCUCCCCUUCAACACAACCACCUGUUCUAACCAAUAUGAACUUCAUAAGAAGAGAAGAGCCCCACCACUGCCUCUGACAAAGACACCAGCUGUGGACAAUUCACUUUAUUAUAACUCAGCUGCUCAGAAAAGCUCAGACGAUGCCCAGUCUCCAAAUAAACUCUGCAAGUCUCCGAAGUCUCCAAUCUCUGCAAGUCAAUAUCAUGUGACCCUAUAUGGUGUCAUUCCAUCUUACCCUAUGGUCAUUGAGCAACAGCACUCAAAUGCACCAGAUCAUCCAACUUAUGAUGUAGAGAAGAGGGACCGAACGCCUGACCUUGGACCUCUACAACUGGUAGGAGAGGAAGACGAUGUGUUUCUUUACAAGUCCCAAUCUCAAACAACAGAGGACCUAUUCACCAUAAUUCACAGGUCUAAAAGAAAGCUCCUGGGUCGUAAAGACUCCUUCGAAAAUAAGCAGGGUGACCCUGGCACUCAGACACUUGGCAGUGGAGCUUCCAAAAUCAGUUCUCAAAAUGACAACUUCAUGGCUUUUCUGAGAAGGACAAGAAGUGCCAAGGGUAGUUGCAGUGAACGAAUCUCAGCCACAGAGCUCCUCAGAAGCUCCAAGCCCACAGCUACCAUUGCAGCAAACAUGACCCACUGCAAAAAUAGCUAUGAACAGUCACAUGGUCCAUAAAGCAUCUCUUUGUUCGCAGUCAUGUUUUAUAUCUAAACUACUUUGUGACAAAUGCCUUGUUAAAAUUUCUGAAAUAAUAUCGAAGUAUCAAGAAAUUGGCUUGUAAAUAUUCGCUUUUUUGUUUUGAAUAAGAUCUAAAGUAGAGCUUUAAGAAGUUAAAACGUAUAUCUUCCUGAAACACGGAUGUUGUUGUGAAUGAUAACAGAAUGAUUCUCAUUUGUAAAUUCAAAUACAGCUUUAUGUGUUAAUGUAAAUGUAAAUGUUUUAAGAGUUGAGAUGCUAUCCUGAGAAAAUAUUACAGUUGUAGUCACAUUGUUACUGAAUAUUAAAACAUAAAUAAUUUGUUGUGUUUGGACUUCCUGCCUUCCAUAAAAAUAGCAGACUAUUGUAUAUCAAUGACUGUUUUAAAGAUGUUCUGCUGUAGAUUUGCACAUGUU
Messenger RNA from Sinocyclocheilus anshuiensis, 2874 nucleotides. Its product is annotated as NHS-like protein 2. The record is from RefSeq and is a predicted model, not a curated record. Bases 140 to 2437 code for a protein of 765 amino acids. Lineage: Eukaryota; Metazoa; Chordata; Actinopteri; Cypriniformes; Cyprinidae. Gene Ontology annotation, biological process: cell differentiation. The transcript is spliced from 4 exons.